AUGGAAAGCGAUAGUAUAAAAAUUAUUCAUGUUUCAACCACAGAAGAAAAAAAUGAAUGUCAUAAAAUAAGGGUUGAAAUAUUUGUUAAAGAACAACAUUGUAAUCCAGAAAACGAAUUAGAUGAAUAUGACGGAUCUCCUUCAUGCCAUCAUUUUCUAGCUCUAAAAUCAUCUCUUCCCAUUGGUACCAUUCGAAUACAUCCUUAUCCUUCUCCUGUCUCCACAACUGGUAAGAUAGGUAGAUUAUCAGUUUUGAAACCAUAUCGCAAUAUGGGAGUAGGUGAAUUACUUCUCCGAACCGUAGAGUCAUUUGCAAAAUCCGAAUUAGGGUUUAAGAAAUGUAUGUUACAUAGUCAAAUUGAUAAAAAAGAAUGGUAUGAAAAAAGAGGAUAUACAGCUUUUAAUGAAAUUUUUAUUGAAGAGGGAAUUGAACAUUGCAAGAUGACAAGUAAUUCUUGA
Cetraspora pellucida is the source of this 459-nucleotide messenger RNA. The record is from the annotation of a GenBank genome assembly. NCBI's taxonomy places the organism in Eukaryota, Fungi, Glomeromycota, Glomeromycetes, Diversisporales, Gigasporaceae.